Loa loa (African eye worm) is the source of this 1992-nucleotide messenger RNA. RefSeq names its product tRNA pseudouridine synthase D, variant. Gene Ontology annotation, molecular function: RNA binding; pseudouridine synthase activity. Gene Ontology annotation, biological process: pseudouridine synthesis. NCBI's taxonomy places the organism in Eukaryota, Metazoa, Nematoda, Chromadorea, Rhabditida, Onchocercidae. The coding region runs from base 12 to 1463 and encodes 483 amino acids. The transcript has 12 exons. The record is from RefSeq and is a predicted model, not a curated record. Gene Ontology annotation, cellular component: nucleus.
ACUUUCAGGAAAUGGAGGGAGAUUUCUUUAUUACAGAAUAUAUGAGUUGCGGACGAGAUGAACUGAAAUGUACAAUAAAAAAGUUAUAUUCAGAUUUCAUCGUCAAUGAAAUAACAUCGGAUGGAACCGUUCUUGAUAUAUGUUUACCAUGCACAACGGAAACGAUCAUUGAAAGUAAAGAAAUAGAAAAUAGCUUGACAGAUAUAAGUGUUAUCUCCACUCCAGAAGCUGUCACACAAGAGCUAGUCUCAAAAAUCGAUGGUCUCCUCAAAGAUGAAAUCAGUGUUGUUGAAAUACCAACUGAAGGUAUGGAUAAACAAAAGCGUACCAUUAUACAUGACUGGAUACGCAAUCGAUAUAAUGGUCUUUUGGAUUCACAAACAGUUACCAGUGCGAUUCGAGUUCUAAUAUCGAAUAAGCGAACUAGGAAAAGAAGGACCUGGCCAGUAGAUCGCCCCGAUUAUGUUCAUUUCACAUUAUGCAAAGAAAACAAGGAUACACAUUAUGCACUUUCUGUGAUUUCCAAAUUCUUGGGGAUAAAAAACACUUCAUUUGGUAUUUGCGGUACAAAGGAUCGUCGGGCUCUUACAACACAACGAGUAUCAUUAUAUCGAUGUGAAAUUCAGCGUUUGAGAGAGCUUAACGCAAAGCUUCGCGGCAUAAGGCUCACUGAUUUUACUUCAAAUUCAAAACCAUGCAAAUUGGGUGAUCUUUGGGGAAAUAGAUUCAAAAUCAUUUUAAGAGAUGUUCAUCCGUUCAGCGAAACUGAUUUAGUCGAUAGGAUUGAAGAUUUCAAGUCAAACGGUUUUAUCAAUUAUUUUGGAACUCAGCGUUUUGGAUCGUGCGCUUUUAAUACCGCUGAAAUCGGUAUUGCAAUUUUAAAAAAGGAAUGGGAAGUUGCCUUGAAAACAAUUUUGAAACCACGGAAUGCACACGGAAGUAUUCGGGAAGCUUUGGAUGAAUGGAAUAAAUCAGGAAACGCUUCUACCGCUUUGAAAAAACUCACAGGCAGUCAGGCAUAUGCUACCAUCGAAGGGCAACUUUUAUCAUCUCUUAGCAGGAAUAAAUGCGAUUAUCACGGUGCUCUAUUGAAGUUAACUCGGAAUACACGCAGUCUUUAUGUUCAUGCCUACCAGAGCUUGUUAUGGAAUAAGGUUGUUACUCGAUGGGUUAAAAACAGGGGAUUUCGUGCGGUCGCCGGUGAUUUAAAUGUUCAAGGUCAAAAAAUCAGCGAUUUUCAAAAUGAGGAGGUAGCUUUGCCUCUGAUAUCAGGAUCUGUUGAGUUUCCUGACAACGAAGUCAAGAAUUUAUUGGCUUUGUUUUUGAAUGCUGCCAACAGUUUGUGUUAUGAUGAUUUCACUGAUCAGAUUUUCAAGUUUUUUUUUUUUAAUAAAAGAAUAAAAUUCUAUAUAUUGAUUUCCGUAAAUAAACUGGAGUGUUCAAUAAUCAGGUUUGAUUGCUGACAGUGUACUUGCGACCGUCAUGAAUAUUUUUCAGUCCGAGAUUGGUAUAAAGAAAUAAUGGCUGAGGACGGCGUAACAAUAGCAAUGUUCAAGGCAUUAGAAAAGGAAUGGGCAAUAGGCACAGUGAUGCGACCUCUUAUUGCCAAAGCACAGGAUGUGAAGUAUAAAAUACUGACCUAUCCCGAAGCUAGGACAAAAUUGCAGGCAGAUCUUGAAGGAGAUAUAGAUUCAGGAAAUAUUGGAGUCGGCGACUUCCACGCUGUAGCUUUAGAGUUUUCUUUGCCUUCUGGUUCUUAUGCUACCAUUGCUUUACGCGAAAUCACAAGGUGUGAUAUGAGUAAAUUGGCUCAGAUGUCUGUGGCUCAAAAUGAAAAGGAUUUAACUGAAUCUGUCUAGAACUUGAAGAAAUAUUAUGUAUGAAUGACUGCAAGCAAAUUGACACCAUUGAUGUUUUAAGCACUGUUGUAACUCAAAAACACCAAAUGAUAAAAAUUUAAAAGUUAUUGCACUGAUGAAAAAUAAAGCUUGC